Messenger RNA from Mya arenaria, 1574 nucleotides. RefSeq names its product transient receptor potential cation channel subfamily A member 1 homolog. The transcript has 8 exons. The coding region runs from base 24 to 1004 and encodes 326 amino acids. Gene Ontology annotation, cellular component: membrane. Gene Ontology annotation, molecular function: monoatomic ion channel activity. Gene Ontology annotation, biological process: transmembrane transport; monoatomic ion transport. Lineage: Eukaryota; Metazoa; Mollusca; Bivalvia; Myida; Myidae. The record is from RefSeq and is a predicted model, not a curated record.
AUAAAUUCAAAGUUCAACAUCCUAUGAUGAUGAUGUCUGAAGCUGGACAGUUGAAUUUACUCGUCCAUCCAGUUGUGAAGGGCCUGCGUCAGCAUAAAUGGAGCAGAUUCGCGAGGACUUUUUACUACGUCUUCUUUGUCAUUUAUGCGGUUUACUUAGCGUUCUUGACGGCAUACGUUGUUAUGACACCACCCCCAUUCGCAAUAAACCAAACAACCUGUGGCGACUAUUAUGAGACUGGAUACAGAAGGCCAGUUUCAUUACACGUGGUCAAAACGUUUCUGUACGUUCUCACAAGUCUCAACGUCUUCAAAGAGCUUAUACAACUAAUUAUGCGACGUUUGCACUAUUUCAAUUUCGUCAACAUCAUGGAAAUCAUUAUCUUCGUAACCAGUUUCUUAUUUGUGAUCGAUUUUAACGGAUGCCAAUUCUUCACCAACUACAGAUACACGCCAUUUUCAACGGCGCCAAACGCUAUUCUUCGCACAUCCGUAAUGAUGAUCGGCGAACUGGAUUUUAACGGUGUCUUUCAUGACGACGUGGUCCAUUACUGGAUCACAUAUGCAUUUUUCUGUAUAUUCCUGAUUGUGAUGACCAUUGUUUUAAUGAACUUGAUGAUUGGUCUUGCAAUUGAUGACAUCAAAGCUGUACAAGACCAUGCAAAACUCAAAGGGAUACAAAUGAAGGUGAAACUUGUUCUUGACGUCGAAAGGCUUUUACUGAGUGUUUCAAAGAUGCGUUAUUGUGGUAAAUUUAUCUGGCCACCAGGAUGGUACAUUGAUGUUUACGUAGACUCGUUUGAUAGCUUAGAAGAAAUGAAAAACGCUCUUUCCAAAAAUGCAGAAAAGUAUGAGAAUCAAGUUGAAAUAAACCAGAACAAGAUGAUACAUAAACAGAAAACGCUCAAGAAAGCAAUGAAGACAAUGAAAAUAGAAAUGGACAAACAGGGAGUAAUACUGGAGGAAAUUAAGCGAAAACUAUUCGAAGAAACCAGCACUGAAUAAAGAUGGGGUAGUGUUUGCUCCUUCAGAUUAUCAGCGCAAUGGGACGUACAGAGACUGUUGAUGAACAACGUACAUGCCUUACUGACACUUACAGACAAGUGAUUCUACAUCCUAAGAUAGAAAAAAAAAUACAUUAAAAUAUAUUUGUAUCGUUGUUCGAGUAACCUCCUAGGGUUAGAAAUACAAAAUAAAGCAUCGCCAUAACUUGCUCUUAAAGGCGUUGACAUUGUCUAUUUACCUAGCUUUAUUUUGUCUCGGCCUCGACUAAAAGGAAGACGUACUGUAUUGUUUUUUCAUUGUUGUUUUUAACCAUAUUUUCCGAAAAAGAACUCAAGAACUACUUGACGAUUUAUUGUAUCGUUUUAUCAUUUCCCUGUUGUUUUUUAUUUGCAUAUUAUUUACCAAUCAAAACAAAUUGCGGCGGAUGUUGCAGAUUAUUUUGAAUUGUAUUUUUCUUUAGUCUGUGCUUUUUCAGCCAUUUAGAUUCAUGAGAAAUGUUUUUGUUUUUGAUUGUGUGUGGGUUUUUUUUUUAAUUUUUAUUGGUGGUAGUAAUAGAAUUAUUCACUUAUU